This is a messenger RNA of Angiostrongylus costaricensis, 627 nucleotides long. Lineage: Eukaryota; Metazoa; Nematoda; Chromadorea; Rhabditida; Metastrongylidae. The record is from the annotation of a GenBank genome assembly.
AUGUGGAACACGUUUAUUUUAUUAUUGCAUAUUCUCCCGAACGUCUGCGGUUUGGUGCUGAACGGUGUUCUAUUCGUGAUCGCUCGCUACUACAGUCCUCUUGCCAUUCGAAAGUACUCGUUGCUGAUAAUAAACUUUGCCGUUUGUGACUUUCUUGCAUGUCUCUCGUCACUGGCGGUAUGUCAAAGCGCGAAAGUCAUGAAAAAUCUUGCCAACUCGGACUUGUUUUGCUUUGUCUUCAGAAUCAUUCCCGCUGGAAAAUCCUUAUUCUACUUUUCCGAAGGCUUCUGUCAGUACUUCGGCGCUCGCUUCUGCUAUAUCAGCUACAGCGUCCUUCUUCAUCUCUAUGCCCAUUCGCUCUACAGUAUGCUGUUGUCGUUCUACUUUCGUUACUACGUGCUGAUUCAUCGAGCACCGUCUGGGAAUGUUAUUAAACUAACUAUUCUGUUCAUCUACAUACCUUCGUUUGUUCAAAUGGUAAAAAUUUUUGCCGAUUUUCACCAUAAUAGGGCGCUAAAAAAAGUUAGUGAAAUGAAUGCGUCGUUUUCUUGUUCAACAAUCGCGAGAUUUUUAAACAGCAUACAUUUACUUCCACAGAGAAACACAAUGCAAUACAACACCAGCUGA